AUGUUCUCCUGGUGCCGCCGUAAACUGAAUUCGCGUGGAACGGGACGGACGCAUAUCGUUGUAGAUUUUCCGGGCGAGCUGUCAAAACUCCCGCCCGGGGCUUCGUGGCCGUCCGCUCAACUUCGGGGUGGUUCGACACCCCCGCGGUCGGCCACUGAACUUGGACCCGCGACCGAACGCCCCGGCUCCCCUCACGCACCGAUCACCCGUAGCACGGGCGGGGAGGCGGUAGAUCUUCGUGUUUGGUCGACGCCGCAC
Messenger RNA from Iphiclides podalirius (scarce swallowtail), 258 nucleotides. The record is from the annotation of a GenBank genome assembly. Lineage: Eukaryota; Metazoa; Arthropoda; Insecta; Lepidoptera; Papilionidae.